This is a messenger RNA of Neomonachus schauinslandi (Hawaiian monk seal), 1382 nucleotides long. RefSeq names its product musashi RNA binding protein 2 (gene MSI2). Bases 13 to 999 code for a protein of 328 amino acids. Gene Ontology annotation, molecular function: RNA binding. The record is from RefSeq and is a predicted model, not a curated record. The transcript is spliced from 14 exons. NCBI's taxonomy places the organism in Eukaryota, Metazoa, Chordata, Mammalia, Carnivora, Phocidae. Gene Ontology annotation, cellular component: cytoplasm.
GGGGGCUCAGAUAUGGAGGCAAAUGGGAGCCAAGGCACCUCGGGCAGCGCCAACGACUCCCAGCACGACCCCGGUAAAAUGUUUAUCGGUGGACUGAGCUGGCAGACCUCACCAGAUAGCCUUAGAGACUAUUUUAGCAAAUUUGGAGAAAUUAGAGAAUGUAUGGUCAUGAGAGAUCCCACUACGAAACGCUCCAGAGGCUUCGGUUUCGUCACGUUCGCAGACCCAGCAAGUGUAGAUAAAGUAUUAGGUCAGCCCCACCACGAGUUAGAUUCCAAGACGAUUGACCCCAAAGUUGCAUUUCCUCGUCGGGCGCAACCCAAGAUGGUCACAAGAACAAAGAAGAUAUUUGUAGGCGGAUUAUCUGCGAACACGGUGGUGGAAGAUGUGAAGCAGUACUUUGAGCAGUUUGGCAAGGUGGAGGACGCAAUGCUGAUGUUUGAUAAGACGACCAACAGGCACAGAGGGUUUGGCUUUGUCACGUUUGAGAAUGAAGAUGUUGUGGAGAAAGUCUGUGAGAUUCAUUUCCAUGAAAUCAAUAAUAAAAUGGUAGAAUGUAAGAAAGCUCAGCCUAAGGAAGUCAUGUUCCCACCGGGGACAAGAGGCCGGGCCCGGGGACUGCCUUACACCAUGGACGCGUUCAUGCUUGGCAUGGGAAUGCUAGGCUACCCCAACUUCGUGGCAACCUAUGGCCGCGGCUACCCUGGAUUUGCUCCUAGCUAUGGCUAUCAGUUCCCAGGCUUCCCGGCAGCGGCUUACGGACCAGUGGCGGCAGCGGCGGUGGCGGCGGCGAGAGGCUCAGGCUCCAACCCCGCGCGGCCCGGAGGCUUCCCGGGGGCCAACAGCCCAGGACCUGUCGCCGAUCUGUACGGCCCUGCCAGCCAGGACUCCGGAGUGGGGAAUUACAUAAGUGCGGCCAGCCCACAGCCGGGCUCAGGCUUCGGCCACGGCAUAGCUGGACCUUUGAUUGCAACGGCCUUUACAAAUGGAUACCAUUGAGCAGGUGCUUCCGUUGCCACCCCACUCUGAGAGCAUACCUGGAUGUCCAGGCAAGACUGGGCGAAGUUUCUGAGUGGCCCUUUGUUUAGGUGAUGUCAUCAGACCUGGACCCCCACCAGCCUCACUCCCCAUCCCAACCAGAGAUGGCUCACUUCGGAUCGAGGGUUGACUACAUCUCAUCAUCUCACGAAUCUGCUGUAAUAUAAGACAACAGCUUUUAAAUGUGUAUAUAACCCAUGAUUUUUGGUUUUGUUUUGUUUUGUUUUUCUUGAUGGUUUCCCUUCCUCUUCUCUCUUCCCCCCCUUCUCCUUUUAAAUCUCUUUGAAUCACAUUUGGUAGUGAUUUUGACUUAGUCCGGUAGUCAUAUAGCUUUAAUAUCUAGU